Messenger RNA from Phycomyces blakesleeanus NRRL 1555(-), 657 nucleotides. RefSeq lists its product as hypothetical. NCBI's taxonomy places the organism in Eukaryota, Fungi, Mucoromycota, Mucoromycetes, Mucorales, Phycomycetaceae. Bases 1 to 657 code for a protein of 218 amino acids. The record is from RefSeq and is a predicted model, not a curated record. The transcript has 2 exons.
AUGAGUACCAUUGGUGACCAACACGACAUCGACUACGCUUGCCCUUCUCCUUCCGCAAAACCAUCAUCAUCAUCAUCAUCAGCAGCAGCAGCAGCAGCAUCACCAUCAUUAGUAUCAUCUCUUCGUCAGACUAUCGAAGAUCCCCAGAAUUCUCGGGUCUCACGCUACCAAAAUACUUACUUUAUGGACGGAGGCAAUCGGUUCAUUUCCUUGCCAACACUCGGUAAUACAACAACAAAAGCCGCGUCUCAUAUCUCACGUAUUUUUGAAGAAUGGCUCCAGCAGAAACUCUACAAGGCUACUUUUGACCGACUGCCGAUCCUCGAAGACAGUGUCGAACUUAUUGCCGAAGAUGUCCUCAAUACUCUCAAACUACGCUCCUCUCUGCGUGGCCUGACCGGUCUAUCGAAUGCGUGUGUCAAGAUCAGAACAGGCCAUAUCUACACAUACCACCAGCUCGAAGACGGUCAGCCUCUGAUCACAGAAGAAAUGGAAGACUUCUUCCAGCAGUUCCCCCUCUUUAUCGAAGUCAUCGUCUACACCAUGACCCGCACAAACCCACCUGACCAGGACUAUCUCGAACUCAUCAUCUCUGUAGAGAAUCUUACCGUCAAUCCCAACCAACCCUACAGUUUAUCUGAUCAAAUCUACAUUUAA